CCGUAGGGCAGGCCUCUGGGGGUGGGCGGGGCCGCGCGUGCACAGCCCGGCUUCCGGCAGCGAGGCGGGGCUCGUGGGGCUGUCCUUUCGCCCGCUGCGUAGUGCGACGAAGCAGCUGUUUGUCUUUUGGUUUACCCCCUUAGUGGUCCCGGACUUGCCUUUGGGCAGCCGGUGGUGCAGAAAGAGAGGCGGACGGCGAAGACCGCCUUUCCAGUGAAGGCAGAAGAAAACGACACCGGGCGGGGCUCCUGGGGCGGGGCUGUGGUCGGGGGAAGCGAGGGUUCGUCCUCGCCCAGAGACACGGGGCGUGGCCCGGCCCGGAAGGUCCCUGGGGUCUUGCUUCCCUCUACAGGAUGACGGAGGAACUGCGCUGAGACUGGGGCCCACCGCCGACGGGCGGGACUUGGUGCGGACUCCAGGGGACCCCACCCGGCUGUUGGCCCUUGGCGCUUUCCCCGUUCAUUCAAGGGAACAACAGCACAUGGGAAACGGUGACUGAAGUCCCAUCCUCCAAACACAAGACCUAAAGUACCCUGGGACACUUUGCUAAAUUAACUCUCCUGCAGAUGGAGGAACUUGAACAAGGCCUAUUGAUGCAGCCAUGGGCAUGGAUACAGCUUGCAGAGAAAUCCCUCUUGGCCAAGGCUUAUAUCAUCAAGGAGGGCUAUGCCUUGCUUGUUUCAGAUCUUCAACAGGUUUGGCACGAACAGGUGGAUGCUAGCGUGGUCAGCCAGCGAGCCAAGGAGCUGAACAAGCGCCUCACUGCUCCCCCUGCAGCCUUUCUCCGUCAUUUGGAUGAUCUGCUUCGCCCAUUGUUGAAAGACACUGCUUGCCCUGGCGAAGCUACCUUCUCCUGUGACUGGGUGGCAGAGGCACUGAUAAUACGGGUGCGGAGUACACUCUCUGGUCUCCCCUUCUAUUGGAAUUUCCAUUGCAGCCUAGCUAACCCGUCCUUGGUCUCCCAGCAUUUGGUUCGUCCUUUGAUGGGCAUGAGUCUGGCGUUGCAGUGCCAAGUGAAGGAGCUCGCAAUGUUGCUUCGAAUGAAAGAUCUAGAGAUCCAGGACUACCAGGAGAGUGGGGCCACCCUGAGCAGAGAUCGGUUGAAGACGAAGCCAUUUGAAGAGAAUUCCUUCUUGGAAAAAUUUAUGGUAGAGAAACUACCGGAGGCAUGCAGCAUUGGCAAUGGAAAACCCUUUGUGAUGAAUCUACAGAGUCUCUACAUGGCAGUCACUAAACAAGAGAUCCAAGUGGAUCAAGACACUGGAGAUCCUCAGGCCUCAAGCAGUGCCUCCCUGCAAGGAAGUGAUAACCAACUUCUGAACCAGCCAAAAGAGCCAGUCUCCUCAGCACCACUGCUCCCUGAGCCUGAGAAAGAGUCCACAAAUACUUCAGGCCCUAUGCAGAGACCUCAGCCAUCAAAGGUCAAGAGGAAGAAGCUAAGGGGACUCUUCAGUUAACCUGUCAACUGUCUCAGCUGAGGAUGGACUUGGAGAAUAGUUUCCUAGUGUCACCGAGAGGAACUCCCAUGGCAGCAGUAGCUCUGACACAGAGUUGUACAGUCAGAGCCCCAUUGUAAGGGCAACACAACUGAAGUUCAUGUUGACAGGCAUGGGUACUGUUAUCCAAAGGAAUCUUGGCUCCUGCCUGUAGGGCAUUCACCUUCCAUAUCUGAGUGGAAGCCGGUUUCUGGGAAUCCCAUACUCUCUUCUUUUACAGGGGUGGUUCUUUAGACCUAGGAUCCUACCAGGAACUUCAGGUAAUAGGGCAAGUCAGCAAAAAGGCACAAUAUGCUUAGGAAGCCUUGUCUCCCUUUCUCAAGUGUCCCUAGCCAGUCCUAGGUGUUCCCUGAGAGACCCACUACUGUCUUCAGAGUGGAAUAAAAAGCACUCACACUCCCCUGCUUUUGAGAUUCCUUAAUCUAUGGAACGCAUAGACAACCCACUUCACUUUAGUGGGUCCCACCCCGUUGUUGUCUCUGACAAAGUCUAGGCCUUUAGUCCAAUACUUCAGAUUCUUCUGAUGCUUUUUCUCUGUGACCUGUUCUAAGCCUCCAUUUGGGAUCUUUGAUCUUAAAACUUCUCUCCUUGGUGGGCACAGACAGAACUGAUUGCUGCUGCUCUCCUUUGCCCAACUUGAUGUGCCUGAAGAAUGAAUAGUGCCUAGCAGGGAAAAAAAUGUACAGGCUGAGUGACAAAGGCAGAAUCUUAGACAGUAGGAAGCAAACUCUUUGGGGGACUAGCCAAGUCCUGUAGCCUUCUUGCUAGGUUGUCCUCUACAGGUAAGGCUGUCUGAAACUCCACCUUGGAGAGAUAGGAAGGAAAGGAGAACUCAGAUGUUCAUGGGCACUGCUGGGUAGGGUCAGGGCAGAACCACAGAGGCCUUUGCCGGUCUACUUACUUGGGAUGAGCAGAUGCCUCCUUGUCCACAUAUCCUCUCUAGCUGGGACUGGUACUUCUGUCCUUAUGUCAAGACAUGGGGGAGAAGACCAUCCAAGCAAUAAUAAAAUAAUGAUGAUUAUAAUAAGACCAAUAAUAAUAAACAGCUAACAUUUAUUGAGCAGUUCAUGUACACCAGGUACACUAAUAGGUGUCUGACAUUUAAUGCUCACAGCAUCAUAUAAGGAAAAUACUGUUAACCUAUUUCUACAAGGCUUGGAGUGAUAAGUGAUUUAUCAAA
Messenger RNA from Manis javanica (Malayan pangolin), 2676 nucleotides. Lineage: Eukaryota; Metazoa; Chordata; Mammalia; Pholidota; Manidae. The record is from RefSeq and is a predicted model, not a curated record.